Messenger RNA from Thamnophis elegans (Western terrestrial garter snake), 1512 nucleotides. It is a transcript of the gene CNBD1, whose product is annotated as cyclic nucleotide binding domain containing 1. The coding region runs from base 1 to 1512 and encodes 503 amino acids. The transcript has 12 exons. The record is from RefSeq and is a predicted model, not a curated record. NCBI's taxonomy places the organism in Eukaryota, Metazoa, Chordata, Lepidosauria, Squamata, Natricidae.
AUGAAUUUUCAAAAGCUGAACUAUGACCAACUGGAUGCAUUACUCUGCAUUGACGGUCUUCAAAGCAAAGAGAAUUUAUGCUCCACCGAAGAAGCUCAUCAAAAAUUUAUGAAAAUUUAUCCCAAGAUCUUCAUUAAAAAAAAGCCCAUAUUGCCAGGUAUUCCUGAAAAAAGAACAAUAGGGGUACAUUCCUGUAAUUUCUGUGCUGAUGCUAUACCUUCUGAAGGUUUUCACAAUAUACAGUUCUAUUUGAAUAGGAUGACAAGUCCCGAUAGGUUACAGCCCAGCUUUCCCAAAUCCCGAGAAAGUAUGCACAAUUUAAUAAAAAUACUCAAGAAAAUACCUAUUCUAAGAACUGAAGAAGAACAUGAGACUGUCUAUAAAGUACUGAACGUCAUUCCUGAUAUUAAUGAGCAAUUAUCUGAAGAAGAGAUAAAGGAAGUCAGCAAAGUAGUUGUAAGAGAAUACUGGGUGAAGGAAAGUACAGUUGAUGCGAGCCAAGGAUUUUAUAUUAUACUUAGAGGCUCUGUUAAGCCACUGACAAAGUAUUACAAAAGACUUAUUGGAGGAAAUUUUAUUUCAGUGCCUCCUCAGGCAACUUCUGUUACAAAUGAACCAAACCCAACCCAGGUAGCAUCAUCUGAUAUGUUUGGUGUAGGUUGCUGUUUUGGGACUUUCGUACCACUGCCUUCAAAGAUGAAAUAUGAUAUACUUUGUAUUCUGACAGAGGAAAAUUGUGAUUUUAUCAAAAUUCCAUCCAUCAAUUACUUAAGGGUAAAAGAGGAAAUAGCAAAACAUGAGCAGCAUGCCAAAGAAGUAGUAGUCCGUGGCUCUCCACAUUAUAAAAACUGGCCGCUGAUAUUUAUAUUUAAGUUAACUGCUCAGUUAAAAUGGAGGAAGUUUCCAAAAGACUAUGUGUUUAUGGAAGAAGGAGAAAUAAGCAAAUAUGUAGGAUUCAUUAAAUCUGGAUACAGCGAUGCUUACCGAAUAAUUCCAGCUCUUGUAAAGCGACCUUUGGGGAAAAUGAUUAAGCAAAUGAGGCAAGUUUUCAUUGGCCAGUUACAUCGAUACCAAUCCUUUGGAGAAACGAGUGUUCUUCUUCAGACACCAUCUACAUAUACACUGAAAGCAGCAACUCCUGUUGAACUGGGAGUUAUUAAUGCUACAGAUGUGCUUGCUUUAGAUCCAGUGAUACAGAUGCUCCUUCUACAAAUAAUACAACCAUCAUUUGAAAAUAUCACUUUUGUAAGGAGGCAGGACCUAUUUGACUGGUCUGCUCUUGUAACCUUUGGACCUGUUGAGGUUCAAAAGAGAGUUGGGCCGGGGGAUAUUCCUGAGGUUCUGCUGCAUGGCCCUGCUGAGGCCCUGGCUUCUACCUGGAAUAGGGAGAUAGUGAAAGCCUUGGGCAAGGUCUUGCUCAUACCAUCAUGCUCAUCGCCUCUCAUGUUUACAGAGGAGUUGAGGGAGUUGAAAUGGGUCAAGAAACAUCUAGAGUACCAUGGAGGAAGCUGA